Impatiens glandulifera is the source of this 958-nucleotide messenger RNA. RefSeq names its product putative ribosome biogenesis protein slx9-like. The record is from RefSeq and is a predicted model, not a curated record. The transcript is spliced from 5 exons. Bases 310 to 810 code for a protein of 166 amino acids. Gene Ontology annotation, biological process: maturation of SSU-rRNA from tricistronic rRNA transcript (SSU-rRNA, 5.8S rRNA, LSU-rRNA). Lineage: Eukaryota; Viridiplantae; Streptophyta; Magnoliopsida; Ericales; Balsaminaceae. Gene Ontology annotation, cellular component: 90S preribosome; preribosome, small subunit precursor; nucleolus.
UAUGUUUUAACCUUGUUCUUCUUCUUCUACAGAUUUCUUCUCUCUUUCUCUUGGCGACUCAUCUAGUCAUCUUAUUCUUGGCACUCGAUCUCUCCAUCUCCGGCCAACUGCCUCUCCCAGCGUCUCUCUCUUCCGACGCGACUUAUUUCCGUCCAAAGCCGACCACUAUUCUCUACCUGGCGUCGCGUCUUAAUCGUCAUCAGAUAAGAUAUCUUUUACUACCUUUCAGGAGAGAAAAGCUCAUCUUCGGCUUCUUCAAAUCAGAUUCUUCUAUCUGUUCGUCGUCUCAAGGUAGUCAAAUCCUUUAAGAUGGGGAAGACAAGGUCUAGACCAGAAGAAUCAUCAACUCGAGCUGAAAAGAAAUUUGACAAGAAGCUUCAGUUCUAUACCAAUGUUAGAGACACUGUCGCUUCAUUAAGUGUGCGGAAGGAUUCAGGCGCUCAAAAAAGUAUCAGUAAGAAAACUAAAAGGCGAAAGAAUAAGUUGAAAGCAUAUGAUUUAUCAACUCUGAUAGAAUGCCUUCCAGAAUUGAAGACGUCGACUCCAAAACUGCAAGCCGCACCAAAAUUACUGAAUUGCAGAGCUAGACAACAGUUGGUAUUGAAAGAAACAGUUCGAUUGAAUAGCAUUCUGAAUGAUCCAAGUUAUCAGGCAAAUCCACUGGCAUCCAUUCAUGAGCACUUGCUGAGUACACAGCCUGCUGAAGAGAAACCUGAGAGAAAGAAAGGUAGCAGCAAUGACAAAAAGAAGAACAAGAAGAAGAAAAGGUCUAAAGCCAUUUCAUCUAAACCUCAAUUGAUGGAGUUCUGAUUGUAUUUUAAAAGGCAAAUUAUAUGCAAUCUUUUCUAAUCCAACAAAGGUUCUUAAAAAUUACAUAUAAAAUGUUGGAAGAUUUUGAUUUUGAUAUAUUGAAGCAUCAAGACAAUUACUCUUUAAUUGGAUUUGAUCAAAUUUGUCA